AUGGAUCCCCUGCUGCUAAUUUGCUCUAUACUUUUGCCCAUUGUCGCAAUUUUUGUUCUCAACUUUUUACUUACCGCAAAAUCAAACGUUCCGGGCCACUUUAGCUUCCCAGUAGUCGGUGAAAGCAUCGACUACUUCAAGAAGCUAAGAAGUGGCACGAACGAGAAGUUUGUGAUGCAAAGAAAAAAAAAAUUUGGGGACGUAUUUAAAGCAUCGGUCCUCGGUGAACAAAUGGCGUUUUUGUGUGGCCCUGAAGGCAACAAGUUCUUGUUUUCUCAAGAAAACAAGCUUGUUGAAGUAUGGUGGCCGAGUUCGGUGGAGAGUAUUAUGAAGAAGUCGCAUAAUAAGUCUGUUAUUGCUGAGUCAGCUAAGGUGCGACAAUUGUUGCCACCUUUCUUGAAAGCAAAUGCUGUCAAGAAUUAUGUUGGAGAUAUGGAUAAAGAGUUGAGACAACAUUUGAAAGAUUACUGGAUUGGCCAUGAUAAGGUUGAGGUAUGCCCAUUCGUUGCAAAGUACACAUUUGCCUUGGCCGUGAAAUUGCUUUUAGGGGUGCGCGAUCCGACUGAGUUAGAGAAGCUCGCAAAGCCGUUUGUGGAUGCAGCAGGUGGAAUCAUUGCGGUCCCAAUCAACAUUCCAGGAACAAGGUUCAACCGUGGAGUUAAAGCAUCAAACAGAAUUCGAGAAGUCAUAAACGGCAUAAUUGCCCAAAGAAGAAAGGACCUUGCUAAUGGAAUUGCCAAUCCAUCUCAAGAUCUUUUGUCUCACAUGAUUGUCGAGGUUGAUAAAAGGAAUCAGGAUCCCAUUAACGCUCCCACAACGGACGGUGACAUAUCUAGUGACUUACUAGGGUUGCUCAUCGGUGGUUACGACACUAUCAACACCACGGUCGUGUUUAUUAUGAUGACUCUCGUCGAUCACCCUGACGUGUACGAAGCAGUACUAAAAGAGCAAAUGGAGAUAGCAAAAGGGAAAGAGCCCGGUGAACUAUUGAAUUGGGAAGACUUGCGUAAAAUGAAGUACUCAUGGAAUGUCGCGUGUGAAGUGCUAAGGAUGCGUCCUCCAACUGUUGGGGCUUUUCGUGUUGCGAAAAAGGACUUCACUUAUGCUGGUUACAAAAUUCCCAAAGGAUGGAAGCUACAUUACAUCCCACAUUACACGCAAAAGAACCCUGAAUUCUUCCCAAACCCUGAGAUAUUUGACCCCUCGAGAUUUGAAGGAGAUGGGCCCGCACCUUACACGUACGUGCCAUUUGGAGGCGGUCCAAGAAUGUGCCCCGGAAACGAGUAUGCAAGGGCAGAAAUAUUGGUGUUUAUGUACAACAUAGUAACAAGAUACAAUUGGGAAAUGCUAAUUCCAGGUGAAAAGGUAGUAAUUGACCCACUUCCAAGGCCCGUUCAUGGGCUUCCAAUUAAGCUCAUUCCACAUAAGGCCCAAGCUUGA
This is a messenger RNA of Erigeron canadensis, 1440 nucleotides long. RefSeq names its product beta-amyrin 28-monooxygenase-like. Lineage: Eukaryota; Viridiplantae; Streptophyta; Magnoliopsida; Asterales; Asteraceae. The coding region runs from base 1 to 1440 and encodes 479 amino acids. The transcript is spliced from 4 exons. The record is from RefSeq and is a predicted model, not a curated record. Gene Ontology annotation, biological process: sterol metabolic process. Gene Ontology annotation, molecular function: heme binding; iron ion binding; oxidoreductase activity, acting on paired donors, with incorporation or reduction of molecular oxygen.